ACUCCUCGCUGCAUUUCAUUUCUAGUAAAUUCCAUUGGUUUUUCUCUCCUUCUUCUUCUUCUGCUUCUUCUUCUCAUGAUUUUUUGCCCAAAAUGUUGGCCACAAUUUCGAUACCCUCCAAUUUCCACUUCCCCGUUUCCUUCCGACAACACGCACUCUCGAGUACUCGCAUGAAGAUUUUUGCAGUUGGAGCUACGGGAACUCCUAAACCCAGAGACCCAUCGCUCCUUCUCUUUCGUCUUCGUUUCAGCACAGAAUUUUCCUGUAAACGCGUUGUACACAGGAGGGUUAGCAGCGAUGGUGGUGGUGCUCUUGAUUCUACUCAGCAGCAGUCUGCAGCUUCUGACAUCAGAGACGUACCAAAUGAUUCUUCUAGUGUUGGACACAGUUAUGUGGCAUUGUUUGUCCGGAUGCUCGGCUUAGAUCAUGAUCCUCUAGAUAGAGAACAAGCAAUCGUAGCUUUAUGGAAAUAUUCCCUUGGAGGGAAGAAGCACAUAGAUGCCAUCAUGCAGUUUCCUGGAUGCAUAAAUCUAACAGUAAAUCUUCUUAGGUCAGAGUCAGCCUCUACGUGUGAAGCAGCUGCUGGCCUUCUACGGUCAAUUUCUAUGGUGAACUUAUUCCGAGAUUCAGUUGCCGAAAGUGGAGCAAUUGAAGAGAUAACUGCCUUGCUUAGUCGACCGUCCUUGACUCCUGAGGUGAAGGAGCAAAGCAUAUGUGUUCUGUGGAAUUUGUCGGUAGACGAAAAACUCAGAAAAAAGAUUGCAAAUACUGAUAUUCUGCCAUUACUUAUUAAGAAUCUUGAUGAUGAGGACAUGAAGGUGAAGGAAGCAGCUGGAGGGGUUAUAGCAAAUCUUACUUUGAGCCCAUGUAACCAUGGGGUUAUUGUUGAAUCAGGCUUAAUUCCUAAACUGGCGUAUCAGUUAAAAGCUGAGGCAGACAGCUCAAAAACUAUGAGAAAGGAAGCAAGAAAUGCGUUGCUAGAACUUUGUAAAGAUGAAUAUUAUAGAAUUCUUGUGAUAGAGGAAGGACUGGUUCCAGUACCAGUACUUGGUGCUGCUGCCUAUAAAUCCUUCAAACCAGGCCUGCAUUCAUGGCCAAGUUUGCCUGAUGGCACAGAAAUUGAACGAUCUUCCAAAAAACCUUCAAGAUUUGGUGCCUCUGAAUUACUCCUCGGGUUGAAUGUUGAUAAUAAUACAAACAUAGAUGAAGGCAAGAUUAAUGCAAUUGUUGGACGGUCACAGCAACAAUUUCUGGCUAGAAUAGGUGCCAUAGAACUUGAAGAUUUAAAGGACACUCAAUCUGAAUCAUCUACCAGUAAUCAUCUUACACUCUUACCUUGGAGAGACGGUGUGGCUCGACUAGUCUUGGUCCUCGAACUAGAGGAUGAUAAUGCCAAAGUGAGAACUGCAGAGUUAAUUGCUGAUGCAUCUAUCAAUGAACACAUGCGUGUUUCAUUCAAGGAAGCUGGAGCAAUCAAACAUUUAGUAAAGCUUUUGGAUAGUAUGAAUAAUUCAGUCAAAUGGGCUUCAAUUCAAGCCCUGGAGAGACUGUCAAUCAGCAAUGUUGUUUGCCAGACAAUUGAAAAUGAAGGUGCACUUAGUCCUUUGCUCAGUAUUUUAAAGCUCUCAAGUAUUCCUGAAAAUGUGAUGGAGAAGACCCUCGAUAUACUUUCUCGGAUCUUGGACCCUAGUAAAGAAAUGAAAUCAAAGUUUUACGAUGGACCACUGAACGGUUCUCAAGGGGGACAACAUUCAGAAAGGAAUUCUGAAGCUUCUACCUGGAAAGAUGUGUUGGAUGCUGUUGUUGUUUCUAGCCUAGUUGAGAUUUUGAAGACCUCAUCCCCAAACUUGAAACGCAAAGCUGCUUCUAUCCUAGAAUUUAUUUCUAUUAUGGACCCAAGCAUGGAUAUAAUCGAUCCCAUGGAGAUAGAAUCUGGAUUGUCCGCUGUUUUCCAGCUUGGAGUUUCAAUAGAUGCUGAUGCUGAAGAUUGGCCGCCUGAAAGACAUGCCCUUGAAGUUGAAGAAGCUGGUCUUGCAAUAUCAGCUGCCUCCCGACUACUAACAAAGCUUAUGGAUUCUGAAAAGUUCUGCAACAAAAUAAACGCCGCCCGUUUCACCGAGUCGCUUCGUCGAAUCCUGAAGUUGGACAUUCCCAUUCAGCACAAAGAUUGGAUUGCUGCUUGCCUAAUCAAAGUCAGCUCCGUUGCAGCUCCGAGCAUAGAUUCUGGAGAUCCCAUCGACAUGGAGGUCGCUCUGUACGAAACUAUACCGAGACUUAUUCAGCAGAUGAAAAGCUCGUUGUCCAUGGAAGUUCAGGAAUCCGCUGUUGUGGAGCUGAACAGAAUAGUCUCGGAGGGAAUGGUUGAUGCGACCCGAGCUGUUGCUUCUAAAGGCGGCAUCUUUCCAUUGGUGAAGCUGAUCGAUGAAGGAAGUGAGAGGGCAAGGGAAGCAGCCUUAGCCGUAUUGUAUAAUCUGAGUAUGGAUACUGAAAAUCAUCCAGCAAUUUUAGCUGCAGGAGCUGUGCCAGCGUUGAGGAGAAUUGUUCUGUCGCAACGAGUACAGUGGCAACAAGCUCUUUAUUUGUUGAGGACAUUGCCUACAUGACAAAAGGUAUGAGAAAAGGACUAUAUAAAAUUAUGCUGCAAAUGCUUUAUGAUAUCAAAAUUACCACAAGAUAAUUGAAAUCAAGUUUAAUUAUAC
Molecule: messenger RNA, 2699 nt
Organism: Cucurbita moschata (crookneck pumpkin)
Lineage: Eukaryota; Viridiplantae; Streptophyta; Magnoliopsida; Cucurbitales; Cucurbitaceae
Exons: 10
Coding region: 93-2603 (836 amino acids)
Molecular function (GO): protein binding
Source: RefSeq, a predicted model, not a curated record